Molecule: messenger RNA, 2494 nt
Organism: Octopus bimaculoides (California two-spot octopus)
Lineage: Eukaryota; Metazoa; Mollusca; Cephalopoda; Octopoda; Octopodidae
Product: protein misato homolog 1
Biological process (GO): mitochondrion organization
Cellular component (GO): mitochondrion; cytoplasm
Source: RefSeq, a predicted model, not a curated record
CUAUUUCCUCAGUUAUCUCCCUUGAUGUUGUUGUUUAAUUAAUUUGUUUAAUUAAAGCAUGGCGACAACAACGAGGGAAGUGAUCACCCUUCAGCUUGGUCAUUAUGCUAAUUACGUCGGAACACACUGGUGGAAUAUACAGGAGUCCUCUUUUGAGUAUGAUCCCUCCAAAGUGAGUGGCCCUUCAGAAAUCAACCAUGAUGUUCUGUACCGCGAGGGAAAAAACUUGAACGGGCAGGUAACUUUUACUCCCCGCCUUAUUCUAUGGGACUUGAAAGGAAGUUUACACUGUUUAAAGAAAGAGGGCACUCUUUAUGAUUUCAGGAUGAAAAACAGGCCAACAGAAUGGCAUGGAAAUGUGACUGUGAAUAAGAAACCAAAGAUUGAAAAGAAUGAAUUUCUCAAAGACAUUGAGAAACAGGAGGAAUGUUACCACGUCCCCAGCGAAUAUGAAGAAAUGGAAACAGAAUCUGCAGAGAAUUCUAAAGAAAUGGAAACAUCAGAAGAGAUCAACAAGAGGGAAGAAACAGACAGAAACGAAAACUGCGAUUCUGGCAACAAAAUCUACAACUUGGAUGAUUCCACUGAAGUUUGGUCUGAUUUCCUCAACAUCCAUCUCCAUCCAAAAACGGUGAACAUUAUUAAUGAUUACACCCACAAAAGGUACCAUCCUUCAUCAUUAGACAUGGGUUUCCAGAUCCUGGUCGACGCACACAACGCAUUCACUGGGGCUGCUUCCUCAGUUCUGGAAUAUCUCCAGGACGAAUUCUCCAGCAAAUCCCUUCUUACCUUUGGCCUCUCCCCAACAAAUUUUGCCAAUACUGACCGUAGUGGACAUCACGUAAUUAAUGCAGCCCUGUGUUAUUACCAACUGCCCAUGCAGAGUUCCCUGUUUGUUCCUCUGUCUCUGUCCACAUCUGGCUGGCCGUCCGCAAGCACUUCCUCUAGUCCUGUCUACCGGAAGUUUCCACACGUCAAUUAUAAGCCUCACCUCGAUUACCAUGCCAGUGCUAUCCUGGCGGCCAGCCUGGACACGUGUACCUUGCCAUACAGAUUACGUGACAAACAGACCCACAUGAAGGACGUCAGUCAUUCGUUCAAUUCACUGAGCCGCAAGGUGGCAGCACUGUGCAGCACCAUACCGUUCCCUCUGGGCGAAGACAGCUCCCUGAUUGAGUCUCUGAUGCAGAUGGGGGACCAGGUGCCCUGGACACCGAUCAGUCCCUACGUAAAUACUGAAACGAAGCCAUGGAUGACCUCCACCAUAUUACGAGGAAUCCCCGGAUCAAUGACGAAAUCAGACAACAUCAGUGCAGAGUUCGCUCCCUUGCUGAGCCAGUGCAACACACGUGACGAUGUCUUGAAACUUUAUCUGUCCGAAACUAUGCCGUCUUCACUGAAUGCUGGUUGUUCAGUGUCAUCACAGUGCCAUUUAGCGUCAUCAUUUCCACAUAUUUUCACACCAAACAUCACUUCUCAAGGAUUCAUAUCAACAAUGUUACGUCCACCACUUCAAGUCGUAAGCACCGUUCCGGUGAUGAGUUCUUUGCAAAGCACAAAAGACAGUGGUGAGAUGGUCGGCAUGCUGUACGAAGAGGCCAAGAAGGUGAACCUGAAGCGAUUCCAUAGGUUUCUUGCUGCUGGACUGGAAGAGGACGAGUUUAAAGAAUGCCUUAACGAACUGGCGAAUCUCUCUGAAAAUUAUUGCGAAUGAAGAAGAAACAAUUGCAGAAGAAGAGGAAGCAAAACAACUAUAAUAAUAAUAAUAAUAAUAAUAAUAAUAAUAAUAAUAUAAAUAUGAGUAUUACACAAUACUAUACACCCGAUGUGUGUGUGUGUGUGUUCGUGUGGUUUUCACUGUUGUUUGUGGAUAACACUUUCCAGCACAAAGGAGCGUGACGCUAUAAGGAAUUUCUAAGGGAGAUAAUUUUACUCAAGUUACUGUUUUAAUUUCUUUUUAUAUUUUGAUCUGAAUUUUAUUUCUUCUUAUAAAAACUCUUCUUCUACUCAUCCUCAUAACUAUUAUUAUUAUUAUUAUUAUUAUUAUUAUUAUUAUUAUUAUUAUUAUUAUUAUUAUUAUUGUUGUUAUUUAAUUCCUAAUUAUUAUUAUUACUGUAAUUGUUAUUUAAUCGACUUAACUCCUCCUCCCAAAUUUCAGGCCUUGUGCCUACAGUAGAAAGGAUUAUUAUUAUUAUUAUCAUUAUUAUUAUUAUUAUUAUUAUUAAGAAGGUGGCGAGAUGGCAGAAUCGUUAGCAUGCUGGAUGAGAUGUUUAGCAGUAUUUCACCCAUCACUAUGUUCUGAGUACAAAUUCCACCGAGGUCAACUAUGCCACUCAUACUUUCGGGGUCCAUAAAUCAAGUACCAGUUACACACUGGGACCAAUGAAAUUGACUAGUCCCCCUCCUCCAAAAUUUCAGGCCUUGUGCCUAUAACAGAGAGGCCUAUUCUGAGUUCAAAUUCCGCUGAGGUCAAUGUUGCCUUUCAUCCUUUCGG